This is a messenger RNA of Amborella trichopoda, 2669 nucleotides long. RefSeq names its product acyl-activating enzyme 17 (gene AAE17). NCBI's taxonomy places the organism in Eukaryota, Viridiplantae, Streptophyta, Magnoliopsida, Amborellales, Amborellaceae. The record is from RefSeq and is a predicted model, not a curated record.
CCAUUUGGAACACCUUCGGUUCCAGAAGAUUUCCCAUCCCAGAUAGGCAAAUCCAAAACAGAAAUCGUUGAUUUUAAAAGACUUGAUCUUACUAUACAUUUAGACCUCUUGUAAAUAUGACGAGUAGGACACCUAGGCAAUGCAAUCAUGUACUAAGUUACAGUAUUGCGCAUCGAGACUGAAGAAUCAUUGGCAAUAAAUGAUGCAACCAAGCCUCUUUCCAACAAAAUUUCACAAUUUUGAGGAGACCCAUCAGGCAUCUUCUUCCUUAAUUUUCAUUUUCAUGGUUUUUUUGGUAGAACAAGAAGCAUGGCUCCUCUCCCUCUAGAGACUGUAACAGUAGAGCAAAUCAGAGAGCUUGAUAUCCCUAGAGAUGAGGCAGAGAAGUUUUAUCAGAAGGUGCAACAGAUACUUAGCGACCAUGGAAGUUGCCGUGUUAAAACAUGGGAUAACAUUUCAAAGCAUCUUCUCUCACCUGAACUUCCAUUUGCUUUGCACCAUAUGAUGUAUUAUGGGUGUUAUAGCGAAUGGGAUGCAACCCAAUUGGGCCCUCCUCCCGCUUGGAUCACUAACUUGGACGAUGCAAUGAGAACCAAUGUUUCCCGGGUUUUAGAGAGACGUGGGAAUGAGUUUCUCGGAUUGAAAUAUAAGGAUCCCAUCUCAAGCUUCUCUGCAUUUCAAGAGUUCUCAGUUACGAACCCCGAGGCCUACUGGCGUAUGAUGUUAGAUGAGCUAAAUAUUUCCUUUUCUGUGCCUCCAUCCUGCAUAUUGAGUUCUGAUGAGUUAGAUAAAAAUGAGUUAUCUUGCCCUGGCGGAAGGUGGCUCCAUGGGGCCAUGCUGAAUUCUGCGAAGAAUUGUUUGCUUCCAAAAGGAAGAAGUAUGGAGGAUACAUCCAUUAUCUGGCGUGAUGAAGGUUAUGAUGAAUUACCGCUGAAUUAUGUGACCUAUAGGGAUUUGAAUGCAAAGGUCUGUUUGGUUGCAAAUGCACUUGAAAUGUUGGAUCUAGAGAGGGGAUCUGCUGUUGCAAUUGACAUGCCAAUGAAUGUCACUGCUGUUGUUGCCUAUCUUGCCAUCAUUCUGGCUGGAUAUGUAGUUGUAUCUAUUGCUGAUAGCUUUGCUGCUCGUGAGAUUUCAAUGAGGCUCAAUAUAUCAAAAGCAAAAGCGAUAUUCACUCAGGAUGUUAUCAUCCGCGGUGAUAAGAGUCUUCCUCUGUACAGUAGAGUUGUGGAAGCUUAUGCACCUUUGGCAAUAGUUUUACCUGCUAGAGGCUCGAGUCCUAGUGUGGAACUUCGUGAAGGUGAUCUAUCUUGGGAUGAAUUUUUGGCAAGGGUAAAACACGACGGAACUAAUGAUUACACCCCUGUGGAAAAACCUGUGGAGUCAUUCACAAACAUUCUUUUCUCAUCUGGAACUACAGGGGAGCCUAAGGCUAUUCCAUGGACUCAUAUGACUCCUAUUAAGGCAGCUGCAGAUGGCUGGGUGCACAUGGAUAUCCUUAAAGGGGAUAUAGUUGCUUGGCCCACAAAUCUGGGUUGGAUGAUGGGUCCUUGGCUUGUGUAUGCCUCUCUCCUUAAUGGUGCUUCAAUGGCUCUAUACAAUGGAUCCCCCCUUGGUUAUGGAUUUGCCAAGUUUGUUCAGGAUGCAAAAAUAACUAUGCUUGGUGUGGUUCCAAGCAUAGUACGGGCAUGGAAAUAUUCAAAUUGCACAGCUGGUCUUGAUUGGUCUAGUAUUCGAUGCUUUGGCUCCACAGGUGAGGCAUCAAGUGCAGACGAGUAUCUCUGGCUCAUGGGUAGAGCUUGCUACAAGCCUGUGAUUGAGUAUUGUGGUGGAACUGAAAUUGGGGGUGGAUUUGUUUCCGGAUCACUUCUGCAGAAUCAGUCUUUGGCUGCUUUCAGUACACCUGCUAUGGGCUGCAACCUCUUCAUCCUUGGCAGUGAUGGAAAUCCCGUUCCAUCGUCCACCCCGGCAAUUGGGGAACUAGCACUUGAUCCAGUGAUGUUUGGGGCAUCAACAACACUACUGAAUGCAAAUCACUAUGAUGUGUAUUUCAAAGACAUGCCCAAUUGGAACGGAAAGGUUUUGAGAAGACAUGGAGAUGAAUUUGAACGUACUGCUGGAGGAUAUUAUCGUGCCCAUGGCCGCACAGAUGAUACAAUGAAUCUUGGUGGCAUUAAGGUGAGUUCGAUUGAGAUUGAGCGUAUCUGUAAUGGAGCGGAUGAGUCUGUGCUUGAAACUGCGGCUAUUGGGGUGCCCCCAGAUGGUGGCGGACCGGAGCAAUUGGUCAUUGCACUAGUUUUCAAGAACCCUAAUCAUUCCAAUGUGGACAUAGUUCAACUGAAAAAGGCAUUCAAUUCUUUGUUGCAGCAGAAGUUGAAUCCUUUGUUCCGGGUCUCAUACAUUAUGCCCACCACAAGUCUUCCUCGGACAGCAUCAAACAAGAUAAUGAGGAGGAUUCUAAGGCAACAAUUUAUUAAUGAUAUUAGAAAUUCUAAAUUAUGAUUGAGUUUUUUCUUUUUUUCCCAUCUUUAUGCGUGGAUUUGCAAAAUUGAGUAUUGAGAUCGCAUAUGUAUGUGCAUAUUUCAAGUUUGGACGGGGAACAUUGGAAAUUGUGAGUUUAUUUAUUGGUAAGUGUGGACAAUGUCCAUAUAAAAUUGCAAUCCUAUGCUAUA